This is a messenger RNA of Paramecium tetraurelia, 1452 nucleotides long. RefSeq lists its product as uncharacterized. Gene Ontology annotation, molecular function: calmodulin binding; calcium/calmodulin-dependent protein kinase activity; calcium-dependent protein serine/threonine kinase activity. NCBI's taxonomy places the organism in Eukaryota, Ciliophora, Oligohymenophorea, Peniculida, Parameciidae. Gene Ontology annotation, biological process: intracellular signal transduction; protein autophosphorylation; peptidyl-serine phosphorylation. The transcript has 7 exons. Gene Ontology annotation, cellular component: nucleus; cytoplasm. The record is from RefSeq and is a predicted model, not a curated record.
AUGCAGAACUUUAUGACCAGACCCUCAAGAACAAAUACCAGUGAAUUUGGACAUCGACAGGAAGACAACUUUGACUACAACGAGUUCAAGAAUCUGGCCUUAAGUUUGAUCGCCAGUCAGCACCAGAAGGAAUGGAAUCAUCAACCCAGACUCACAUAGGUCCUUCUCAACCAGAAUCUAACUGUGAUGUUCGACGGAGUGAUAAUCAAAGAAUAAUGCACCCUGUUUCCUAAUGUUCUGAAAAUAGAUACGCAUUACAUCCAGCUUUCCCAAUAUUAAAUCAAGAGGAAACAACUGAUCCACAAUAAUAAAAAGUGUUACCUUCUCCUCCUGGGCAAUGACCUCAUGCUCUUCUUCAGCAGUUUCGACGUCCAAAAACAUUGGUACAAUCAGAUUAAGCAAUUUUGUAUCAUGAAAAACUUACUAGUCAAAUAUCGUCUACAGGAACAAUUAUUCCAGGACUUCUACUCCAUCAUCAAGAAAAAAAACCGACAAUAGUUUUCUGCCUACAUCAUCAACAAAUAGCAACCCUUUCUAGAGCAUACUUUUGGCUUGUUGCACGAGAGCAAGAAUCACUCAAUACUCAAAAUAAAGAGGAUCUACGAGGACACCAACAACUAUGUCAUGAUUACAGAACGGUUUGAAGGCGAACCAGUGUUUAAUUUCUUAUUAGAGAACAUUUAAUUUAUGGAGGUUUAAGUUGCUACAUUGAUUUACUAAAUCCUACUAUUGUUACGCUAUUUGAAUGAACACUAGGCAUAUCACGGAAAUAUCAAUGCAUUAAAUAUAUUAAUCAAUAGAGAAAGUCAGUCCUUAGAGAUUGCAGUAAUUGGAUUUAUAUACUAUCCUUUCAAAUAAGGAGAAGACAUAAGUGAAUAUUUGAAAUGGGUCAAUCUGAACAAGUAUUAUUGGAGUGGUUUUGAAGAAAAUUAAACCCCUGGGAUACAUUCUGAUCUCUACCAAUUAGGAGUUCUACUUUAUAUCAUUACAUUUUACACUAAAAUAAACUAAGAUUUGAAACGAAAAAGUGACCCUUACAAAUUGUUUUUAAGGUACAUGAAGGAGUUGGUAAUAAAAUAUGAGUUGAUUGAUGAAACCAUCGAGAUGAAGACUCCAGAUUAAUAGUUUGUACACGUCUUUUCAUCAAGUCAAUUGGAUCUGAUAAAAAAAUUAUUGUCUAAUUGCUCCUUAUCUGAUGCUCUCACACAUUAAUGGUUUGUAAAUGCUAAGCAGAAAGCAAGACCACACAAUCAACGUUAAGGGUUACCCACACUAAAAACAAUCAUUGAAUUGAAGGAAGCCAGUGAUGGUGAAGCAAGUAAAUCAUAAACCAAAAGAUUCAGUAUUCAAAGUGACACCUACGAUUCAAUGGAUGAGUGUCCGACUGUCUCAUAUUUAAUGCGCAACAUCUUAGAUUAUGAAAAGGCGCCAUGUAAAACUCAUCAUUCCUGA